CCAAACCAGACCUGAUUGGUGACUCAGGGUUUAGGGGCGGAGCCUGAAGGGGGAACCAGGCUGGAGGAGGGCGGGACCCAGCCAAGGCCACGCCCCGCGGGCAGGGCGCUGACUGAGGCUGCGCAGUCACGGUGUUGUGACGCAGGCGGGGGGCGGGGCUUGGGCGGUGACGUGGCGGGGCCCCCGGGGCCGGGCCUGGCAGCCGUGGGAGAUCCGAGGGAGCUGUUAUCCACAGGAGGGGAGCCUUGUGGUUUGAAGAGAUGCCAAGGCCUGGAGAUUGUGGUCUUAUCCGACUGGCACUGAGCCACGUGCAGCCUAACAGGAGGUGACCUUGGCUCCCGGCCUGACUCACCUGAGCCUGGAUCCUACAUGUUGGCAAGAGCUGACCCUGAGCUGUGGCCCAGCCAAGCUGCUGUCCCCUCCCCUAGACCCUGAGCACCGGAUGGAGCUGAUCCUGAGGACCAGCCUGGCUAAGCUGACUCUGGAUCCUGCAUGCCAGCCAGAGUUGACCCUGAGAUUCAGCUUGAACAAGCCCACCCUGGAUCCCACACACCAGCCAGAGCUGUACUCGAGCAUCACCAAGCUAGUUGAGCUGCCCUUGGAUUCCAUACCUUGAGAGAUGAACCUCAGUCCUAGCCUAGCUGAGCUCCCCCUGGAUCCUGAACCCCAGGCCAAGGAGAUCGCAGGGCCCAACCUGGCGGAGUUGGUCCUGGAACCCGUGCACCACCGGCCUGAGCUCCUGGAUGCUUGUGUGGACCUCAUCAAUGACCAGUGGCCGCGAAGCCGGGCCUCCCGCCUCCACUCCCUGGGCCAGUCCUCCGAUGCCUUCCCCCUCUGCUUGAUGCUCCUGAGCCCCCAGCCCUCACCUGAAGCAGCCGCCACGGUGGUGGGCCACGCUCGCCUGUCACGAGUACUAGACCGGCCCGAGAGUCUCCUGGUGGAGACCGUGGUGGUAGCCCGCGCCCUGAGGGGCCGCGGCUUUGGCCGCCGGCUCAUGGAGGGCCUGGAGGCCUUUGCUCGUGCCCGAGGCUUCCACCGGCUGCACCUCACCACGCAUGACCAGAUGCACUUCUACGCACACCUGGGCUACAAGCUGGGCGAGCCCGUGCAGGGCUUGGUGUUCACCAGCCGACGGCUGCCCAGUACCCUACUCCGUGCCUUUCCUCAGCCCCCCUGUCCCCAGCCACCCUUGAGGACUCCCAGCCUGACUGCCAAACCUGCCCCACGAGGCCACCAGGGGCCCCCAUUACCACCCCCACCCCCACCUCCCCUGCCCCCGAUCCUGACCUCCUCCCCCCCACCCGCACCUCCACCUCCUCCGGGGCCCCUUCCACCAAGCCCCGUGGAGACCCGAUACCAAGAUCUGAAGGGAUGUCCCAUCUACUGGAUGGAGAAAGACAUCUGAGCGUUACCCAGGAUAAAGCACUGGCCUCCGGGUCACUGGACUGCCCAGGACAGUACCAGCUGCAGCCCUCUGGCUGCAGCUCAGCCUCAAGCCUCUGGGCGGGCAGCCUUAGCCGGGCAUCAUUUCCAGUGUUCACCUGCGGCCAGAGGUGGCUUCGUAGCCCGGCUCCGGGCCAUCAGUGUGGCUGAAUAAAGGCUUCCGUCGGGUGUGGCUGUGACAGUUUUAUUUGUUAACACCCUGGCGCUUACUUCUUAGGUCCUCAGUUGUGAAAGAAGACCCCA
Perognathus longimembris pacificus (Pacific pocket mouse) is the source of this 1686-nucleotide messenger RNA. RefSeq names its product N-alpha-acetyltransferase 80, NatH catalytic subunit (gene Naa80). Gene Ontology annotation, molecular function: acetyl-CoA binding; N-acetyltransferase activity. The record is from RefSeq and is a predicted model, not a curated record. Gene Ontology annotation, cellular component: cytoplasm. Gene Ontology annotation, biological process: protein acetylation. Lineage: Eukaryota; Metazoa; Chordata; Mammalia; Rodentia; Heteromyidae.